This is a messenger RNA of Nematostella vectensis (starlet sea anemone), 661 nucleotides long. RefSeq names its product 60S ribosomal protein L18a. The record is from RefSeq and is a predicted model, not a curated record. Gene Ontology annotation, cellular component: ribosome; cytosolic large ribosomal subunit. Gene Ontology annotation, molecular function: structural constituent of ribosome. The transcript has 5 exons. Gene Ontology annotation, biological process: translation. Lineage: Eukaryota; Metazoa; Cnidaria; Anthozoa; Actiniaria; Edwardsiidae. Bases 86 to 616 code for a protein of 176 amino acids.
AUCGCGUCCUACGUCCCAUGACUCCUUGCGGGUGUUUGACCCCCAGCAAAGCGGGGCUCAUUCUCUUUUCCUCGUGUCGAACAAGAUGAAGGUGCAAGGCGAGCUGAAGGAAUUUCAGGUUAUUGGGCGCCUUAUGCCCAACAAGAAGCUCACCGUCCCACCACUGUACAAGAUGCGUAUCUUCGCCCCUGAUGAUGUUGUCGCCAGAUCCAAAUUCUGGUACUUCAUCUCUCAGCUCAAGAGAAUGAAGAAGUCUCAGGGAGAGAUUGUCUCUUGUCAACAGAUCUAUGAGAAGAAACCUCUUCAGAUCAAGAACUUUGGUAUCUGGCUGAGGUAUGACUCUCGCAGUGGCACCCACAACAUGUACAGGGAGUACCGUGACCUGACCGUGUCUGGAGCCGUUACUGCUUGCUACCGUGACAUGGCGGCAAGGCACCGUGCCCGAGGCUACUCCAUCCAGAUCAUGAAGGUGGAAGUAAUCCCAGCCAGCAAGGCCAGGCGUCCUCAUGUCAAACAGAUGCAUAAUAGCAAAAUCAAAUUCCCCUUCCCUCACCGCAUCAUGAAGUCGCAAUUCAAGUCAAAGUUUGUUGCUAAGCGACCAAACACCAUGUACUAAACUCAGUGACGCCAGGAAGCACCAAAUAAACUAUUUCAAACCCGA